Xyrichtys novacula (pearly razorfish) is the source of this 14686-nucleotide messenger RNA. Lineage: Eukaryota; Metazoa; Chordata; Actinopteri; Labriformes; Labridae. The record is from the annotation of a GenBank genome assembly.
AUGUCUGGAAUAAUUCCUCGUGUAUUUGUCGACCACGGUUUGUUUUGUUCUUCCCUUUUAAAAGUACAUGUACCUCAGCGGCGUGGUGGUCGAUGGUACACCGGAUUGUCAUCUUCAGGUUUCACACGCUUAUUGUGCAGGAUGUGAGAAUGGACAUGUCAGCACUUUGUCUGCUCCUCUGUAAGUCAAGUUGGAAAUUUAAUUCAUUUUGGUUUAUUUUCUCAAAAACAGAGAAUUUCUGCUCGAAUACUUUAGAUAUGGUUUAAAAUGUUUGAUGAUUUCAUGUCUGUUUUUGCAUCCUUCCAUGUUGUUGUUCAUUCUGCACACUUGUGCAUCUAUGUUGGGCCGUCUGUAACUGUGCGCCAAUGGUUUCCUCUUUGCAUGGUACACUUUUAACCUGCAGUUGCAGCAUUUUUUCUUGUUUGGUUUUCUCUGUCUUAGCUUUCUUGAUAAGUUGCUGAUUACAUUAGCAUGUAGUCGCACAAGAGUUGAUGUCUUGAGCACAAAACUUAAAAGUUUUACUUACCUACUUUUCUGUACUGAGUGCUUUCAAUGUAGGUCCUACACUGAAACGUUUACAUCAGGAGUACAGAGAAAUCUUUCAGACUGAAUUUGAAAAAGACAGAAGUUAGACAAAAAUAACAAAAAUUAAAUGUCUUUUUUUUUUUUUUUUUUUAAAGUUUCUUGUUUUUUAUGUUUUAGUGCUGAAUUGCCUGAACUCUGCGGCCGCCAAAGGUAAAGCCUAAAAACCAUAACAUUUAUGUUUAUGUUUUAUUUGAACUUUUGUCAAGUUUUUAACGCUCUUGUGAGGAGUUUUUGGGUGGUGAUGAAACACGCCGACAUUGAAACUGGGGCCUCUGUGUUUCCAAGAAAGGCAAAAGAGAUUUUUAGCUACGCAAGUUUUUUUCCUGACUGAAUAUGUCAACCCAGCAGUAGUUUUGAUUACAGUAUAGACAAAAAUCUUGGCUAAAACAUGCUCUCUGGUAUUUAUUCUGCGACUCCUUCCCUCUUCCAGUCUCCGUCCGUGUCUCUCCUGACAGAUCUCAGUUCUAUAAAUAUGAAAACUUCUCUGUGAGCUGUGAGGAUGAGGAGGGGGGACCUGUUACUGGAUGGAGGGUGAUGAGGAGACAGAUGGAUGAAGAGGUUUGUUUGAAGACACAUUUGGGCUUUGACUGUUUCAACACAGUAGGUGUUUUCCUCUGAUGAAAAUGAGCUGGAAUGCUGUUAGGGCCUGUGUCCACUAAAACCAAAUUAAGGGCACAUGCCCUAUAAAAUCAGAUAUAGGACCUGUGUCCACUGACAUCAGGUUAAGAGCCUGUUUCCACAGACAUCAGAUAUAGGACCUGUGUCCAGUAACAUAAAAUAAAGGGCCUGUUGACUAAAAUCAGAUAAAGAACCUGUUUCCAUUGACAUCAGAUCAAGGGCCCGUUUCCACUGACAUCAAAUAAAGGGCCUGUUUCCCCUGGCAUCAGAUAUAGGGCCUGUUUCCACUGACAUCGGAUUGAGGGCCUGUUUCCACUUACAUCAGAUAUAGGGCCUGUUUUUAAUAUCAUAAAAUAAAGGGCCUGUUUCCACGAACAUCAGAAAUAGGACCUGUUUCCACUGAAAUCAGAUAUAGGGCCUGUGUCCAAAAAUAAAAUAAAGGGCCUGUCGACUAACAUCAGAUAUUGGGCCUGUUUUCACUGACAUUGGAUUAAGGGCCUGUUUCCAUUGAUAUCAGCUAUAGGGCCUGUUUUCAAUAUCAUAAAAUAAAGCCUCUGUUGACAAACACCAGACAUAGGGCCUGUUUCCACUGGCAUCAGCUAUAGGGUCUCUGUCUAAUAACAUAAAAUAAAGGGUCCAUUUCCAUUAACAUCAGAUACAGGGCCUGUGUCCACCACCACAUACCCUGAUUUUGAAUAUUAUUCUGAACAGAGAAAAAUGACCACUUUGGAACAUCCAGUGUUUGUGCACUUGAGCCUAAAUAGCCAAUUAUUCUUACCCAUACUUCCCCAACAGGUGCAUCCAUGUCCAUCCCUCUGCCACAUAUCUGGUGGGCAACCCCGCUCUGACAGCGGAGAGUACUGGUGUCAGUCCGAACAGGGAGCGACCAGCAGCAGCGUCAACAUCUCUGUCAGCAGUAAGAUGGUGGAAUUAACACACAAACAAAUAUCAGUAAAAACUUCAAACUUGAGUAUCAAUAAUAUGUGAUAAAUAUUCAGUUGACAGUUUUUAUGAAUUUCCUUUACCUCCAGGUGGCCUCGUCCUCCUGCACAGUCCAGUACGCCCGGUGAAAGAGGGGGACAAUGUGACUUUAAGCUGCAAAUAUUUAUUCAUCCAAACAUCCAGCAUGAUCCUCCACACCGAAUUCUUCAAAGACGGCCUCCUCUUCAGGCGCAGCUCCACAGGAAACAUGACUCUUCGUAAUUUCUCCAGGUCCGAUGAAGGACUCUAUAAGUGUGCUGUCAUUGGAUCGAAUAACGAGUCUCCAGAGAGCUGGGUGGCCGUCCGAAGUGAGGACUCAUUUAUUGUUGGACGUCGUCUAAACUGAGAACUGAACUUGAACCUGAUAUUUUUUACAAACUGAUUCUUUAAUUCCAAAAAUACUCAAAUAUGAAUAAAGUAUAAUAUAAAGUGAAUGAACCUGGACUUACUGGCACCAGCAACACCUUCGUCAGCAUGUCAGUAUGUAAAAAAAAAGAGAGAUGUAAUUUCACAUUAAACUGAAUCGAUUGUUUUGCUAAUAUCUCUUCAGGAGCGCCACCUGCAGACCAGAAUCCUCCAGCCAACCUGCCGUUAUUCAUCACUCCAGUGCUCCACCUAGUGGUGGGAUGUCCCUACCUGCUGUGCACCAUCUUACUGGGGCUCAUUUACAGAGACAGAAAGAGAGGUGAGCUUUUAUUUCCGAUGUUAAAUGUUACAAUUCUCUCGUAGAAAAUUCGUGGAAAUUACGAAUUUUGAAGACACGGCCUGCUUGCCCUAACUUCUUGGGCACGUCGUACUGCGGCCAUGAAGAGAUAAUUGACUUCAGGGCAAAUGUACGACUCGGGUGUACAGCUGUCGCUAAAGUUAAUGAUUUUUUUAACAUUAACACUAGUGUGUAACGGUUGACGGACUGACAGUCGCCACCUGUGGCCAUCGAGUAUACUACACCUUUACCUUUAAGUAACAUCAGUUGGCAGUGAGUUUUUAUAUAUUUGCAGAUCUAAUAAUCACAAUAGUUUAACUCACUCAUUGGUCUUGGUAGAACUGAGGACGAAAAUGUAAUUGAAAAAAAAAAAGUUUUAUGAUUGACCACUAGGGGCGCUGUCAACACCUUUAGGUUUAUCGAGGAAGAAUUCCAUUUCCUGAUCCGUCCCGGAAACCGGAUUUGUACUGCGCAUGUGUGAAAUGUACACCACUUCCUCUACUAGCUAUCUUUGCAGCAGUUUAGCAAUUCUUUGCCCCUCGCGGUUUGCGAUAGCUUCGGCAUUAGCGAGCUCACUUCAGUCGGAAUGGAUGCUCCAGUUUACCACCAGCCACACGCUUUUCUUUCCUCCUGGACAGAGCGCUUCCCCCGACUGAAGCAGAGCGCCGGAAAGUCAAGAGAAUGGCGCCCAGUUUCACGAUUAAAGGUUCCUAUUCCAGCUUAAUUGUAAAAUUGCAACGGAGUUUACCGGGUGCCGACGCUUCCUGUGGCCCAAAAGGUCUAACCGUGGUGGGCAGGAGAUCCUCCUUCUAGCUAGCCUGUCACAUCGCUGGCUUGUUUCUGAAAUCGAUCGGUAGUUUGAAUAAAGUUUUUUAUUUGCACUUGCGCAGUUCGGAUCAGGUAGGUAGCAAUAAAAACGACUAACUGCCGUAAGAUGCAUUGAAAUACGAAGAGAGGAAGUGACCUUUGUUUCGCACAUGUGCAGUACAAAUCGGGUUCCUGGUACAGAUCGGGUAGCGACAUGCAUGACAACGCCACUUUUUAGACAAAACUGUGUCGAGUUAUUUAACAACUUUUAGAUUUUAUUUUGUGUUUUUGAAAGCUUUUAAGUAUGACAUUUUCAUCAAACUAUACUAUGACAUUUUUUGCUCAUUCUAAACUGUGACUUUUUUAUCAUACUGUACUAUAUCAAACGCUUAUUUUUUUAAGCGGGAUUGUUUUUUCCCUUAGAAAGAGCAUGGCAAGUUCUUUAACCCAACUCCAGUCUCUUGUAGAUAAGACACUUAAUGAGCGAGGUCCCAACACAUUUAGAAAAUCAACCGCAGUGGAGUCAAAAAGCACUUCAAGCCUAAAAAACACUAUCAAAGUCAAAUAGAAAAAUAAAGUUAAAUAAAAUAAAAGUGAAUUAAGAGAGUAAGAUUUCUAUUAUUUUAAAAUAUUUUUCAGCUCUGCGUGCCAAGAGAAGGAGACAAAAAUCCCUGGAAGUCAUUAUGGAGAUGCAGCAUCACAACACGGGUCAUUAUACAUGACUUUAAAGAUGAAUAUCAGGCUGACAACGAAGAGAAUCAUCAACCCAUUGAUCAUUGAUAUACACGUUUGUAUUUCCUGUACUGCAGAUAAUAUGUAUUACUGUUUUUCUUCAUUUUGUGAGUUUUGCUCUGAAUUUUCUAAAUAAAAAUAUGAUACUCAAUAACUUUGGCAUCGUCGUCUGUCACAAAGAGAGUCUGAAUCAAAUGGAAACUUUAGGGUAAGAGUGUGCCGGCUGAGCUGAGGCUCACAGUUUCCAUAGCGAUGGGUAUUUCACUGUGACAGGAAGUGCCGGUGCCUGAAGUGUUAAACCGCCUGGUUGUGGUCAAAACUGUUAAGAAAACCAUGUUCCAAAAAUAUCAAUAAAGAUGAUUAAAAAGCGAUAAUAUUACUUAACUCUGUGGUAUUUUACAGAAUCUGGUGAUGUGCGGUUUAAACAAGUUAAAAAAGUGAUUCCUCUUCAUUUAGCUGUGAGUUUGCAGUGUCACGGCUGUUAUUCAACCUCUGGUCGGACAGGAAACCACAUUCAGUUUAAGAGAUAAGCUGCUCUUCGGCCCGUCUACCGUCCCCCGGUCUGAGGGGAAGUGGUUGUCUUCACACUUCACCGGGAGUCUAAAACACUUACAAAAAUGACUUCUUUUUGUGAGCGUUCAGCAUGUUUUCUACAAUUUUCUUCUUUUUUCCCACUCAAAACUUCAGUCCAGUGAAAGUCUUGAAGAAGAGGUUGGUGGUAACAGCUAAGAAUACAAUAAUACUUUUUCAUACAAGCAAUGAUAACAAAUUUCUAUCACUUUGAAGAUAUAAAGCUAUAAGUAAAGGCACAAAUUGGAGUAAUUGUAAAUCAAAGAAUAUGAGUAACAUGAGCAAACUGUGACACAUCUCUGGCGCCCCCUCGUGGUGUUAAAUUUUUACAUGUUACCUUGUUUUGCAGAGUGUUAAGAAUUAAAAUAUAGACAUUGUUUAUCUUGUUGCUGAUGAUCUUGUUUGUUUUUGUGCGUAAUGAGGCAGCAUCUGUAUCAGUUUCACUUUAAAUUUUUCAUUUAAUUUUUGCAGUAACACGUUUUAACACAAAACAUUCUCUAGAUAACAGUUUAGGCUAAUUCUUCUCGGUAAAUGACGUGUUUUUAUUUAUUUAUUUAUUUUGUACUCACACUACCUGCUUACUGGUUUAAAUGAUCUCUUUGCCUAAUUUGAUUUUACCAUGACCCUCCAACCUUAACCCUGAUAAACAAUGUUCAGAGUGAACAUUGAACUCUGACCUAUCGCCAAGUUAACACAAAGGUACGAACAAUGGCUGUACCAAUUUUCACUCCAAUAUGGCCAAGAAUGACUGAGAUACGUCGGUUUCAAUCAAAUGCUGGUCUUUGUGAUCCUUGUUGUCGUCGUUUUCUUCCGCUUCAUCCUGGUCCGGGUCGUGGGGGCAGCAGCUUCAGGAGGGAAAGCCAGACGGCCCUCAACCCGGCCACUUCCACCAGCUCCUCCUCCGGGGGGAUUCCCAUGCGCUCCCAGGCCAGGCGAGAGAUAUAAUCCCUCAACGUGGUCCUGGGCCGGCCACGAGGUCAUGUCUGGAACACCACUAACGGGAGGCGUCCAGAAGGCAUCCUGACCAGAUGCCCCAGGCUGAGGACGGCCACCCUGCGAAGGAAGCCCUUUUCAGCCGCUUGUAUCUGCGAUCUUGUUCUUUCGGUCAUUACCCAAAGUUCAUGACCAUAGGUGAGGAUCGGCACGUAGAUCGACCGGUAAAUCCAGAGUCUCUCCUUACGGCUCAGCUCUUUCUUCACCUCUUUGUGAUCCUAACGAGCUAAAAAAAUCUCCUGUGUUGAUGUGACAAGAUAAUGGGAGAGGAUCAUGUAAACAAACACCCAAGAUUAAAGCCUUGUGGUAAGAAGAGUCUUGUUUCCAUGGUGACAGUGGUUUCAAACAGCCCUCGGAUAAACACGAGUGUUUGAUGUGUUGGGAAAUCUCAGUGACUUCGGGACGGAGAGAAGUAACGAGACACAUACCUGGUGAUUGGGUGUGUUUUUUUCGGGGAAGUGAAUAAGUAUCUGGUUUUCCCGUUGAGUUAGGCAACAGAUGGUAAAGAAAAGUGAGCUUCAAAACUGAUUCAAACUCCUGGGUAUCUAGAAAUAUCAAAUAUCAGGUAUACAACUUCAGUCGAGUCUAAAUCCUCUUUCAUCGAUCAAACGAAACUCAAGACUUCAUUCAUUAAUCCCUGUUUAAAUUAAAUCCCACAAACAUCUCAGGGAAACUCCAACAACUGACCAGAAAGUGUCUGAAAAGAAAGCCGGGAUUUGGACGUGCAGAAUUCAACCUAACACUGAGUGACCCCGAUGUGUUUCUGGUAAGCAGGGUGUUGCUGAGGCGGUUUUGUCGCUCUGUAAAUAAAGUAACCGUAAAAGAAGCGGUGAGGAUUAACUCUGUUGAAACUCUUCAACCACGACUCUGUCAGAUCUGCUCAGACAUCUCCACAGUCUAGACGUCAUCCGUCUCUUUGCCUCGCGUCUCCUCCCUCUUUUCUUCCCACUUCUUGCUCUCAGUUAUCCUUCCUUCUCUUCGCUGUGGUCAUGUCUCACAGGUUUACAUCUCUCUCAGUUAUUCUCUUCCUCUUCUUCCUCGGAGGUCAGAGCAUUGACUCGACGAAGAGUAAGUACAGUAUCUCCAUAUUCUACAUUAACCUAAAUCAUCUGUACACACGAUAAUCUGUCUUUAUAAUCCGUAGGAUAGAGGAACAGCUGUCGUAAUUUGGCUUGCGUGGAUGUUUUGGAACAGAGCCCGUCUUAAUCAUGUUUUUUUCACAGGAGCUUUCCUCCAAACAAAAGACGGAGACAAGAGAAAAACACACCUUAGACCUGUUCUCAUGAAAUAUGCAGCACAGACUGACAGAUCGGAUAGCAGCAAAGACACCUUAAACACUAACACAGCGCCUGUUGACCCGUUCGGACCCACGGCUCAACAAGCCAAGUCUUGAUCAGUUUCAGAUGGACUGGUUUCAUCUGGACUGACAUGAAUUUGUCUUCUUAACAUCGCUGUUUUAUGACGAUCAGAUGCUAAUGAGGUUCCCAAGUGCCAACCCCAGCUGAUCAUCAAUAAAGCUAUAUUCAGGAAAGGUACCUAACACCAAUUGUUCCCUCUCAUAAGGUCGGUUUCUCCCCUUCCCGAUUGAUUUCGACGUUCCGGAGAUCGAUGGUUCUGCUGUGGACGCCUGCGGGAUUUUAUCUUCUCCCUCACCUGACACCCAUGCGAUCACAACGGCAUCUUCGACAACCACAACAAAAACUACACCCCUCACAGAGAAGGUAACCCUCCUCUAGAGUUAGCUGUUUUGGGUUCUUAGACAGAUGUUUUCAUCAGCUGAUGUACUGUGGGCAGAGAGGGACUUUGUAGCCUGCCUGGAAUAUCUCCACGCUCAGCUUCUGUCAUUUUAGCGAUUGGUGUUUUACCUGUUCGGGCCCUAGUCUCUUUACCUGUUUGUAGAUAAACUGGAAAUAAGGUAGAGUUCGCGUUAUUAGGAAACCAAUAAGACUGCAGCGAUACUCUAUAAAGUAACAUCUUUAAUCUCCAGCAGGUGGCGACCACAGCCAAAAAAACAACCGUCAAAUCACCGCCAAGAAAACCAGUCAGGCCACAACCACAAUCAGCAAGACCAACCAGACCCCCCAACCCUUCCAUCAGCCUCCUGCUCUACCUCCUGACCAACAACAGACGACAUGCAGUUGGUUCUCCGCCAAGAAGAGGGCAGCUUCACAGAGGUCAGAGUUCAUCAGAGAGCGACGAACAACGUCCGAAUGUACCGAGAGCAGGAAGAGCGAAGAGAAACAGAAGGAAAAUGGGUUUAUUUUCUUCAGAGGACUCGAGUGACUAGUCUGAGAAAGAAACUGUGACGGGUGUUCAUGUUGGCUAACGGCUAAAACUUUAUCUAGUAACUGUUGAAUUGACUGCAUGUGUUUUGUAAGUUAUGAUUGAAUUCUGUGCAUUCUGAAAUAUACAUAUUUUAAUGUCAAUAUAAAGAUGGUAGCAGCUGUUUCUUUUCAAACAAAAGCAAGAAAUCUUUACCGCCAAACUGUUUCUUUAUUCCUAUCAUAUUAAAACAUGAAAACAUAUAAAUAGCUGCAAUAAAUAAAAUUUUCUCAAAAUUUUUUCUUAUAUUUAUGGAACGUUUUUACAUACAUGGUUAUUUUUCAACAUUUGUCAAAAAAUCAAGUGUAAAUUAAACAGUCUUGAACACUAAAGCUAGUGUUACAUCACUUUUGUAUGUGAUUGAAUGAACAGCAUCAGGAAAAAACUGCAAACCAAGAGUCAUCUUGGGUUUUGUUUUAGUCACGGUUUACAGUCAUUCAUAACAUUGAACAAAAAGUUAGAAGAUAAUAUUAGUACCUAAACAGUUAUGCAUGAAAAGAAGUUAUUUUUAAAUCCUUGUGGGAUAUUUCUUGUUUCAUACAGUCUUGUCUUUUCUUUGGUCUUUGUGAGUGUCUUUGGUGUUUUGUUUACCUGAAACAAACAAAAGGAAAUGUUGUUGAAUAGACUUGUCGUUGUUCCUGGGCUUCAGACGUCCUUCAUUGGUCUGAGGGAAUCAUUCCACUUAAGAAAUCAAAGACUAUGAGGAAUUUUCAACAUCGAUGAUUCACUGUGUUUGCGCAGAAUUUCAUUGGCCCACACAGAGCCUGCAGAAUAAAUGGGCGUGAUGAUUUUUUUUUUGUGUGUAUGUAGAGUGCAUACCUUGACCCAGCACUGACCUUUUGAGAUCUGGGAAAUGGAUGUUGGAUUUCUUUUUGGUCACUUUGGUGUUACUGAAGUUGCAACUCUCUGACUGGAACAAGUGCUCACAGAUCUGACUCUUCUCUGGCACCUGAAAAGGAAGGAAGUGUCAACUUUGAAAGAGCUGAUUCUUCACUGUGUUCAUACUGUGAUUAAAAGCAUGUACUGUGUUACCUGAUGACUUAGUGAUCCCGGUGAAUGGCUGGAUAAAGGCUGCUGGGUCAGUUGCCGUGGUUUGUCGGUACCCCUGCAAGACACACAAAUAAUGUUCAAACAUCUGGUAUCUAUCCCUUGUGUAGAGUUCAUAGGGUUCGGAUGGGUCUUGAGUUGUACCCAAUCACAAGAAUUUUCCAUGAUUGAUGAAUUAUUCAUCUUAGGCUUUGAAGGCGAACCCCUAACCCUAACCCUUCGCUGUGUUUAGGCCUGAGUACUUAAAUUUUCAUGCCCUAGUGCAGAACUUUAGUUAUGCCAUCUGUGAAAAGAUACCUACCUUAGGUCCUGGAGCCCAGGAUGGAAUCCUGUUCCCAUGUAGGAUGGAUUGCUGGGGGCAGAACUGAUGGUACUAACGACAGAGAUAGAGGGAACAAGGGGAGUCGCUGAUGGAGGAAGUAGUAGAGGAGUUGAAGAGGGCGGAGGGGGAGGAGGCGGUGGAGAUGAAUUCGAUACACUGAAAUUAAACUCAUUUAAAUCUGUGGUGUACAGGUUGUGGGAGAUCCUUGUCAGAACUUCCUGCUCUGGAGUUGCCACUGAGCUGAAGGAAGUGGUUGAUCCUGUGUUUGUGGUCACAUUGGUUGAGUUCUCCUUUUCUACGUUGUCUCUUUUAUGUCUUGCCCCUGUAGGAAAUACAGUUUUUUGAGUCCUGAGCAUCAUUGCUGUAGAGGAGUUGCUGUGGUUGCUGAAAGAUCCAAGCUUUGUCUCGGGUUCCCCCAUCAGAGAAUGGAGAGGUCUAAAAGAUUUCAAACUAGGUUCUUCCUGCUCAACCUUUGGGAUAUGAUCCACCGAGGACUUGUUUGAUGGACUUGUGGACAAAGAUAGUGCGAGAUCCUUUCUGUUCUCUUUAUCUGAGACUUCCAUCGCUUUAGGAAUUGUUGUUGCUUGAGGUGUUUCGGUUUUGGGGAUUUUGCUUGGCAUGGUGGUCAAUGCUCUGGACUCUGUGGUGAUCUUUGGCUUGGUGCUUUGCAGACGGUUGCUGCUGGGCUCAUGAAAUUCCAGAUCCCCUGAGUAAGUGGAAAUAUCAGAUGUCUCAAAGUUCUUUGAGGCUUUUUUGGUAACAGAGCUUCUUGUUGAGCACUCGUAGUUCCCCCUGAUGUCCUCCUCUGAGGUAUUACAACUCUUCUCCCAAGUUGUGGUUGCAAUCAAUGCCCCUCCAAGGUCCUUGGUUAUUGGGGGAUCAGGAAAAUACGUAGUGUCAUCUAGUUUAGGAUCUAAGCAUGUUCCUGUUUGGAGGGUUUCCUUCAAUAGUGUUGCAACUCUAUUUGCAGGACUUUCCUCAGUGAGAACCUUGGAGGAUUGUGCGGAAAAAUCUGAGGUAAGACUCUUCAGGGGACUGUUGGGUAAAGAUUUGUUGUCUUUGGUUACUUUGGUGCCAGGCUUUGAUAUAUUCUUUGAUGGCUUGGUAGGUGGGGGUAAGACUUUUGGAUUUUUUUGCUCUGUGUCCAGGUUCAAACUCUUGGCGUGAUGCUUUGAGGAAGUAUUUUUCUUGCAUGGCUCAGGGACGGAAGCAGUAGAUGGGCCAUCGAUGGUUGAUUUCAACGAAGGUUUCAGAGAAGAACCUUUCAUUGUUCCAUGACUAGGCGGACUUUUAGAGACUUGGAGAGCUCCUGUCUUUGAGUUGGUCUUGCUUUGGUCCUGACUUGGCUCCAGUUUGGAUGACAUCUGGGUUACCAUCAUAUUUGUCUCAACUGUACUUGACACAGUAUUGUCAGAGCAACUGGAGUUCAAGCCAGUUAGAUUUCUUUCUUUUGUCUCUUUCUUGUCUAAUUGGCCGUUCUUUGGCUCUGAUGAGGCAACUUUCCCAUUUUUAAGUUCAGCAUUCAGGGAACUGUUUUCAUCCAGACCGGUUGCAGUCUUGGAUGCAUCCAAUGAAUCAAAGGUUUGGGUUUUAGGUGGUUUAGGGAUCUCAGGUUCUUUUCUCAGCUCUGCACCAACAGCCUUUCCAGGUUUACUCCUCGUGUCGAUUUGGCCGUGGUGGCUUUUGGUCAAUUUUGAUGCAUUAUCAAUAAUUUUGGCUUCUGAUGUUUUAGAUUGUUUGGUUGACAGCUGAGGUUCCGAGGUGUUGCGAAUGCUUUUUGGCUUAGAGGGAUGUUUUCCCUUUGUUUUGGGUAACUUGUCCUCUCUUUCCUCCUUGUCACUCUUCUCCUUCGCCUUGUUGAAUUUCUCCUCCGGGGCUUCGGUUUGUUUUUUGUCUUUGCUCUUUUUGUUCUUGGCAUCCACUUCAUCUUUUUCCCGUCUCUGGGUUUUGCCUAUUUUGGGGAGGGUAGAAUUUUCUCUGUGGUCCUUUUGGAUCUUGACAUUUAGUUCAUCCAAAAACCUGUUGGGAUGACAAGUUCAAAUGAGCAAAGCUUGGCUGACACAAGGUCAAAAUUGGGUUUUACUGUGAGCACGCAGAGCUACCUGACAUCAAAUGAGUCAUGAGUGAAAAGAGUGUGCUCUAGAAGUUCUGAACACUGUGUUCUGUUUUCUGGAUCCAUCUGGAGACAUUUCUGAACGAGGAAACACAACGGUUAAACAGAUUUUAUCUUUUCAUUGUCCAAACGUGAAUUGAAAUCAUUAAAAAAAUAAUCAUUUGAAUGGUGGAAAAAAGGUUAAUGAGGGUUCUCUUCUCUGAACCAAUGAACCGGAGACACUGUACCUGUGCAACGUCCAGUGCGUUGGUUGGGAUCGAAGGGAAACGCUGCUCAAGUGGGACUGUCCCAGAACACUGAGGCAGCCUGACCCCUGAAAAGACGGGAUUCCUGUAGAAUAACUCCUGGUGAUGAGCCGUCAGGUUACCUUUUAUUGAAAAAAAUUAGAUCCUGAAGAGUACAAAGACGCUGGAAUCUGACACACCUUUAUCCAAAUCACUCGCUUACCAAAGCACUUGACAAUGUGGUAUAUUUGAUCAAGGUCUGAGUCUCCAGGAAACAGAGGCUGACCCGUUAACAUCUCCAAGAGCAGACAACCAACAGCCCACAAGUCAACAGGUCUAAACACACAAAGAAGUUCAGAUAAAUAUACAACCCAGAGAGGACAAUGUACGAUGUUCACGCCGACACUUACUUUCCAUACUUGGUGUCUCCCACCAGCAGUUCUGGGGCUCUGUACCAGCGAGUGGCCACAUAAUCCGUGUAGACACCACCAUCAGCAGGCAUCGUUAACGUCCGGGCAAAGCCGAAGUCGCACAGUUUGACCACUCCCCCUUGAGAGAUAAGAAUGUUCUCUGGUUUGAUGUCCCGGUGGAUUAUCUACGAUGAAAAAGUGGGAUUAAAACACAAACCUUUAAUAAUAUACCACCUUUUCACGGCCAUAGUAUCUACCUAACCUGAAAAUGAACCUGACUAGCUGAGACAAACCCAAAAGUCUUAGAUUUCCUGGGAGAACUCACAUUUUGCUGGUGACAAAAGGCCACAGCUCUCAGGAUCUGGUACAGGUACUGCCGGCUGGUGUUCAAGUCCAGCCCACUUUGGUUUUGCUCCAAAUCAUCCAGGAGAGUUCGCUCCACGAACUCAAACACCAAGUACCAGCGACGGCGACGCUUCCACACCUCCAGGAGGUUCACCAGGUUGUCAUGACGCAGUUGCUAGAUGGAAAGAAAGACGAGAGAAAUGAACUCAAAGGCAGAUUUAUUUGAAGUUUGACACUCAGGCUCCAGAAUAAGUCAAUCUCAAUAAUCCAGACUGGCUUCUAAAACGCCUCAAGAUCCUCCUGUGAAGGAGUGGUGCGACUCUGACUUUGUUGUGACUUUGUUUGUUCAGUGAUUGACAGGCUGCUUUUGUGUUUUCAGUCGCUCAGGUUUCAGGCUCAAAGAGGCCGCUCACUGCUCAGUUACUUAUUGAUUGAUUGGCCGAUGGACUGAUUGACAGGUACCCUCAGCAGCUUGAUUUCCCUCAGAGCGAUCUUCUUCACCGUCUUGUCAUCGUCCGAGUCCAUGAAUUUCUUGAUGGCGACGAGGCGGCCGGAGUCUUUGUGACGGCACUUCAGCACGGUGCCGUAACUGCCCUCGCCGACCAGACCCAGAGAUUCGUAACGUUCCAUGAAACUGACGAUGAAAGUUAGAAAACAAUAAACAAAAUAAACUUGAAUACUAUUUUUAUAGAGCUAAACUUGUCAUUAACAUUAGUAUGGAAUAAUGUAUAGUGAAUGGGUGGUUAUGCGGAGUAGAAUCUGGACAGGCCCUGCAGGAAUCAAAAUUUACAACACAUUAGUCUGCAUAUACUUUGACUACAAACUGAGGGUGUAUGUAAUUGCAGAGCUGCUAAAUUUCCAGAAAAUGACAAGAGUGAGACUUUAGCGUCACGAUGUGUUCGGCCGCACGGUGAUUUUUUUUUCGCCUUUUUUAGCGUUGAUUUAUACCUUAAGACUGAUGUCCUCGCUAGUCUUAAUUAACCAAAAAUUAGACAUGAAAAUUGUAAUAAUUGUAACAUUUGUCAAUAUUGCAUUACGUCGAGUGGGUUUUAAAUGUCAUGUAAAAUGUCAAUCUCAAUGUUAACGUAAAAAAAUCAUUGUUUCAGUUACUAAGUCGGAAAAAGCAAAAUCGGAGACCUGAAACAAGAUGGCUAUAUUUACGAAAGUUACUUUAGCGCUUGCCGUGUCCGAGUUCAAGGCAAGCGCUAAAGUAACUUUCGUAGACGUAGCCAUCUCGUUUCAGGCCUCUGAUUUUGCCUUUUUCCGACUUGGUAACUGAAAAUCUUGGAACUCUGGUGUUACGACAUUUUCAGCUCCGACAUCUGACUUCCGAUGUAACUCGAACGCAGCAUUAGGCACAAAGGACUGAUGGAUCGGUUAUCACGGUCAGUCAAUCAGAGUUACUCGAACUACGGCUAGCCAAGUUUAUUAUCAUGAAAAAAAUUAAUACAGAGUAUUAAAUUAGGAAGUGCGGCGUGUGGUGUGAGUGUGGGUCAAAUUGCGUGACUGUCACACUCAAAGCGUGAUGGUUGUCAGCUCUGAAACUGGCACCAAAUAUUGAUUUUUAAGUUAUUUAUACAGCUAAACCGAAUGCAGCCUAGUUACCUUCAUUUAUACAGAUGUUUAUUAAUAUUUUUGCUAAUUAAAAAUACUUGACUUAUUUUUAAGGAUAAACAAUCAAGCUCAAAGUUUAGGAUGUUAGCUUUAACCAGCCCUGACUACAACUUUAAUCAACAUUUAUGCUGGAAUUCCACUUUUAACUGAAUUUAAACAUUUUAAGUUGUCUUAUUUCAGUGGUCUUGACAUAAAAAACAACAGCACCCAUUCACACAACAUCAAUAAUACACAAUACCACCUUAAGACCGACUCUGUUCCGACGUUUUCAGGAAUAUCGGAGAAAAAGCGGGAUAAAAC